UGUGUAAGCAUGUAGCGACGUGUGAGUGUGUGUUUGUGUGGAAAGUGUUUUGAAAAUCCUUUGCGAGCUGUCAAACGACACAGUUUGUUUACAUUCAACACGACGAAUAUACGGAGGAUGCGUUGAUUUCCUGCAGCAAAUUGAAACAGUGAAAUAGUGUACACCACCAUGGCUUCCCAUCGUGAUAAAGAGACUGGAAGAAUUUAUCUACUUCGUAAACGGAUUGAGGAUCAAUUCGACCAGGAGUUUGAAGCAGAACAAAGAUUGUUACGAACGCGACGGGAACAGGAAGCAAAAGAAAGGUUAGCAAUCGAACAAAUGAUGACCUGCGAAGAAGAGGAUACAAACGUUAAUCCCGACAAUGCAACGAUCGCGGACGUGAUGAAGAUGCUGAACACUGUGUCUCGCAAGAUCGAGCAGCUUGCUGGGAAGCAGGACAGCUUUCGAAAGCAAGUAAGCGAAGCAAAGCACCGCGUACUAAAGCUGGAAGCAAAACUGAACUCAACGCUUUCGAUGACGGAAAAGGUGAAAGACACGUUGAUGCCUAAAGGCAUGGCAACGGAAGUCAUUCCCCCAGAGCCCGGGUUUGAGUUUCGUGCCGUAAGUAACGAGCAAGAGCUGAACGAUCUCGACCAUAGGCUGGCCACGGACAAUGCGUACAGGAGGAAUCUCACCAACUGGUUGAACGCGAUGAUAUUGAACUCGGACUCUGACCGUCGAUUGUAUGAAGCGAUGGAGGUGGUUUUCACGCGUGAGUUUCUGCCGUUGUGUAGCUGGAAGGGGCGAUUGAAUCGCAAAAUUGCCAUGUGUACGCAAACGCACAUCAUGGAACUGUUUCGGGUGGUGGGAAGUACUCGCUUCACUUCUAUAUCGGCCGCAUUUGUGGCCAAGUUUUUUCAGAAGAAACUGCCGCACGCCAAGACGCGACUCAGCCAGAAAAGUUAUAGACCCCAUGAAUGCAAUAAGAAAUCCAGAGUAUGCGACGCGAACUCAGAUCCGCUCGCGGAGUAGAUUUAGCUGGAACAUAGGAGGGGGCCUAAUGUUUAAUGUACAGAAGCAAGUAGCUUGUAAGUGGAAGAGGAAUUAAAAUCACUUCGAAAUAAUAAAUAAGGAUUUGAAUACAAAUGUUAGGAAAAAUGUUCAGGUCCAUUAAUAUUUUAGAAAGAGAAGCAUAAAUGUGGAUGUGUGAAGUAGUGAUGGAUAAAGCUGGCAAAAAUCCGAAGAUCGACCCUGAUCCGAAUUCAGUAAUUUCGGAAUCGACUCCGAAAGGUAGGGCCCGUCCAGCAUUAUCCAAAGUCGUUUGGAAUCGUCCGGAAUCUCCAGGAGUCGUGCGGAGUAGUCCGGUUGUUAAAGUUAUUCGUUACCCAAAUAACGGCUUACUAUAAACUCAUAACAGAGUCGAUGUCUCCCGGAGUCAGCCGGAGUCGUCCUUAGAAACAAAGGCGCCACAAAGUGAAAGACAAAAAACAAGAAGAAAGGAAAUGCUGGAUCACAUGCACAUUAUACCGGACGACUCCGAACGGCUCCGGACGACUCCGAACGACUCCGGACGAAUCCUUCUCCGGGCAGAACUUCUUCUUCUUCUUUUGGCUCAACAAUCGUCGGUCAAGGCCUGCCUGUACUACUUGUGUGGUUGGCUCUAGUGUUGGCCGUUCCGGUCCGAACCUAGUAAAAAAGUUCCGUUCUUUAUGUAGGCCGUUCCGUUCCGAUCCUUUAUACAAAAUCGUUCCGUUCCGUUCAUUCCGUUCUUUCCGUUCAUUCCGUUCCGUUCAUUCCGUUCCGUUCCGUUCAUUCCGUUCCGUUCCGUUCAUUCCGUUCCGUUCAAUUCGUUCUUUCCGUUCACUCCGUUCCGUUCCGGUCUUUGCCGCUUCAAUAUUGUUAGCAAGGUGUUGUCGUUCGUGCGUUCCGUUCUUUAAAAAAACCGGCUUUGUCCGGCUGUUGCUUGCUGCAUGCAAGAUAACUGUUCACUCUUUCUCGCAUACAGUAUGUGUUGCCUGUGCACUCUCCCAUGCUCACAGGAAUACCCAAGUGCCACAAAUCCACUAAACGACCACUAAACGGCUUCUAAACGACUCAAGCACUCUACCUACACGGAAUAUAGAAAGACUUCGUUUAGCAGACGGCAAACGACUCAUGCAUUCUAAAAAUAGCAAAAAAGCU
Messenger RNA from Anopheles coluzzii, 2160 nucleotides. RefSeq lists its product as uncharacterized. The transcript is spliced from 2 exons. The record is from RefSeq and is a predicted model, not a curated record. NCBI's taxonomy places the organism in Eukaryota, Metazoa, Arthropoda, Insecta, Diptera, Culicidae. Bases 169 to 1011 code for a protein of 280 amino acids.